AUGGACGCGAUCAAAAAGAAGAUGCAGGCGAUGAAGCUGGAGAAGGACAACGCGCUUGACCGCGCCGCCAUGUGCGAGCAAGAGGCCAAGGACGCCAACCUACGUGCCGAGAAGGCUGAGGAGGAGGCCAGACAGCUCCAAAAGAAGAUCCAGACCAUUGAAAAUGACUUGGAUCAGACUCAGGAAGGCCUCAUGCAGGUCAACGCUAAGCUUGAGGAGAAGGAGAAGGCUCUUCAGAAUGCCGAAUCCGAAGUGGCUGCUCUGAACCGACGCAUCCAACUGCUGGAGGAGGAUCUUGAGAGGUCCGAGGAGCGUCUCGCUACUGCCACCGCCAAGUUGUCUGAGGCCAGCCAGGCUGCCGAUGAGUCCGAACGAAUACGCAAGGCGUUGGAGAAUCGAACCAAUAUGGAGGAUGACCGAGUCGCCAUCUUAGAAGCACAGCUGUCGCAGGCCAAACUCAUCGCCGAAGAAUCCGACAAGAAAUACGAAGAGGUGAUUGCUUACCUUGCCCGUAAGGUUCUCGAGAACAGGUCGUUGGCCGAUGAAGAGCGUAUGGACGCCCUGGAGAACCAGCUGAAGGAAGCAAGGUUCCUCGCUGAGGAGGCUGACAAGAAAUACGAUGAGGUUGCUCGUAAGCUGGCCAUGGUUGAGGCUGACUUGGAACGCGCGGAAGAGCGUGCUGAGACCGGUGAAUCCAAAAUCGUCGAACUUGAGGAGGAGCUCCGUGUCGUUGGUAACAACCUGAAAUCCCUGGAAGUCUCCGAGGAGAAGGCCAACCAACGCGAAGAAGAGUACAAAAACCAAAUCAAAACCCUCACCACCCGCCUAAAGGAGGCUGAGGCGCGUGCUGAAUUUGCUGAGCGCUCCGUGCAGAAACUCCAGAAGGAGGUCGACAGGCUUGAAGAUGAUCUCAUCAACGCCCAAGAGGCUUUCAACGACAUUCAAGAUGGCAUCGAUGACUCAUUCGUGGAUCUCAUCCCCGGAGUCGACCCCAACAGCCGCCAGCUCGCAAUCGCGCGUGAGGCGCGAGAAGCAGCUCUCGAGGCGGCGCGCAAGGAGAAGGAGGCUGCCGAGGAGGCGGCGCGUAAGGAGCGAGAGGCGGCCGAGGAGGCGGAGCGCAAGGAACGUGAAGCCGCUGAAGAGGCAGCGCGCAAGGAACGGGAGGCCGCUGAAGAGGCAGCGCGUAUCGCUGAGGAGGAGGCGCGUAAGGAAUACGAGCGACUGCAUCCCAAGGAGCCUACCGCACCCGCAGACGGGGCUCCGCUGGCUGAGGGUGUCGUACCUGCUGCAGAAGGUUCAGCUCCUCCCACUGAGGGUGCUCCACCUGUAGAAGGAGCUGCUCCACCCGCAGAGGGAGCGCCUGCCGUGCCGCCUGUAGAGGGCGCACCCGCCGUUCCCCCUGCAGAAGGAGCAUCCGCCGUUCCCCCUGCAGAAGGAGCAUCCGCCGUUCCCCCUGCAGAAGGAGCACCCUCCGUUCCGCCUGCACAAGGAGCACCCGCCGUUCCCCCGGCAGAAGGAGCACCCACCGUCCCCCCUGCGGACGCACCCACCGCGCAACCUGCAGAAGGAGCACCCGACGCACAACCUGCAGAGGGAGCACCAGCCGUUCCUCCUGCAGGGGCUGCUCCUCCUGCCGGGGGAGCGCCAACUGCACCUGCCGCCGAUCCUACCGCAACGCCCGUCGCACCAACUGAAGCUGCCCCUGCCGCGCCCGCGCAAGCGGAGGCAACACCGGCUCCGGUUGCACCUCCCGCCGACGCCGCACCUCCGUCGUAA
Arctia plantaginis is the source of this 1776-nucleotide messenger RNA. The record is from the annotation of a GenBank genome assembly. Lineage: Eukaryota; Metazoa; Arthropoda; Insecta; Lepidoptera; Erebidae.